Messenger RNA from Malania oleifera, 1570 nucleotides. RefSeq names its product ribosome biogenesis protein BRX1 homolog 2-like. Gene Ontology annotation, molecular function: rRNA binding. The coding region runs from base 319 to 1257 and encodes 312 amino acids. Gene Ontology annotation, cellular component: nucleolus. The record is from RefSeq and is a predicted model, not a curated record. NCBI's taxonomy places the organism in Eukaryota, Viridiplantae, Streptophyta, Magnoliopsida, Santalales, Ximeniaceae. The transcript is spliced from 9 exons. Gene Ontology annotation, biological process: ribosomal large subunit assembly; rRNA processing.
AAAUUACGGACCCAUUUUAACGUGACUAGCUCUUUGUUUUCGUUUUGGGGGACGAAAACCCUAAACCCUACUCGUCUCCAUACUCAUUCUCCUUUACCAUUAACAGGUACUGCCAGUCCUACCUCUCAGCCUUAACCCUCUUGAUCUCUUCUAAGUGGGAUGCACCAUUGAUCAACUGUUCUUGAAGGCGCAACGCUGGAGCUGUCCUUUCUAUUACGCUGUGGCAUAAUCUCCAGCGCUUCCCUUUGGUUCUCUCUUACAUCUCCAGCUUCUCCUCAAUCCCUCUUCUGUGAAUAAUUUAGAUUCGUAGAGGAACUGAUGGGGAAGAAGAGAAAGCACAGUGAGGCUGAGGUACCCACACCUGCAAAGAAGGAUGAAACUGCUGCGGAGAGACCUAAGCGGACGCUCUUUGGAUGGAAAGAAAAGAAUGAAGAGAAAGAAAAUGAUUCUUCACGUUUUAGGAACAAAGAGAAAGUGUUGGUUACUUGUUCACGGCGCAUUAAUUAUAGGUAUCGGCAUUUGAUGUUGAAUGUGGUGUCACUUUUGCCUCAUUGUAAGAAGGAUAAUAAGGUUGAGUCUAAGGAAAGUAAGGGCACGACUUUGAAUGAGCUGGUUGAGCUAAAGAACUGCUCUUCUUGUCUGUUUUUUGAGUGCAGGAAGCAGAAAGAUCUGUAUCUCUGGAUGGCCAAAUGUCCCAGUGGUCCAUCUGUGAAAUUCUUAGUUAAUGCAGUGCAUACUAUGGAAGAAUUGAAGCUUACUGGAAAUCAUUUAAUGGGUUCGCGUCCUAUUUUGACUUUCUCAACCAAUUUUGAUAAGGACCUUCACUGGAAACUCUUGAAGGAGAUGAUCAUUCAGAUCUUUGGAGUUCCAAAGGAACACAGGAAGUCCAAACCUUAUCAUGAUCAUGUCUUUGUUUUCUCAAUUGUUGAUGAUCACAUAUGGUUCCGGAAUUACCAGAUAUCUGUUCCUCAUAAUGAACCAGAUAAAGUCGAUCGAGGGGGCCUUGACAAAAUGACUCUUGUUGAGGUUGGUCCAAGAUUUUGUUUGAAUCCAAUCAAGAUAUUUGGUGGCAGCUUUGGGGGCCCAACAUUGUAUGAGAAUCCAUUUUACAUAUCACCAAAUCAGAUCCGUGCUUUAGAGAAAAAACAAAAAGGUGGUAAAUAUGCCAAGAAAGUCAAAGCCAAAACAAGGAGGAAGAUGCAUGAGCUAUCGAAUCCGUUGUUGGCCGAUGAGUUUUCAGAUAUGUGGAAGGAAUGAUUUUAAAUUAGCAGAUGACAGAUCAUUCUGACGAAUGAGCUAUUUUGUUAUGCAUUCAUUAGCUUCUGGUUUGAAGUGGAUAGCUUUACUUGUUCAGUUCUCACUUGGUUUAGAGGAUCCAAAAAAUGAUGUUUUUGAGUGGGUUGGCCACAGCCCAACGUCUUUCCUUCAAUGGGAUGGCCAAUUCUUAAAAUUUCCAUGUACUAUUUCCCCAACCUAAAGAGGGGGAAAACUAAACGAAUGGACGAACAUUAUCACCAUUUCAGUCAUCUUAAUACUCUAUGAAAUGCAACUUUUAAUCCAUUUAAAUUUA